Molecule: messenger RNA, 651 nt
Organism: Microdochium trichocladiopsis
Lineage: Eukaryota; Fungi; Ascomycota; Sordariomycetes; Xylariales; Microdochiaceae
Exons: 2
Coding region: 1-651 (216 amino acids)
Source: RefSeq, a predicted model, not a curated record
AUGCGGUAUUCAGCCAUCACGUUUCCAGCACUUCUCUUGAAGGCCGUCCUCGCGGCUCCAGCAGCCCAAGAGACCUCACUUCAAGGACGAGGCUUCAAGCUCCCCGCUAAUCUGACGGAUGGAUUCUACGCUGCCUAUUUCAAUGAGACCGGCCACGAGGUCCAUGAGCUCAUUCGCGGCCCGGCUACCCCUGAAGAGAUAGCACGAUACUAUGAGGCCGUUGCUUCGGAUCCACAGCCAGAAGCACAGCUGGAAGCUCGUCAGAACCCGGGAGCCACCUACUGGUGCGGGUGCGGCUUGAGCAUGCACCAUGGCGACUGCGAUGCAGCUGUCGAGGACUUGAAGGUCCAGUCCGACAACUGCUACGGUUCAUGGGAUUGUGACAACCUGAUCCGCCCAGGACUGGCCUGGUAUUCCAUUCGGGGAAGUGUCGUGGCGUUCGAGUGCAACUUGAACUGGCUUCUGGUUCCUGCCUCCCGCCGUGACGGCCAGACGGAUAUUUUCCAGAAGAUUACAAACAAAUGUGGCUGGUACGUCCCCGGAACAUGGGCCAACAACAAUGGCCUGACCCCGUUCAUCGGCUACAUGAACUAUCGCGCCAACCUCGACUUCUGUACCGAUUCUAUCAGCUCCAACCGGCCAUUCUGUUGA